This is a messenger RNA of Alosa alosa (allis shad), 1962 nucleotides long. It is a transcript of the gene yif1a, whose product is annotated as Yip1 interacting factor homolog A (S. cerevisiae). Gene Ontology annotation, biological process: endoplasmic reticulum to Golgi vesicle-mediated transport. The transcript has 8 exons. Lineage: Eukaryota; Metazoa; Chordata; Actinopteri; Clupeiformes; Clupeidae. Bases 355 to 1281 code for a protein of 308 amino acids. Gene Ontology annotation, cellular component: endoplasmic reticulum-Golgi intermediate compartment; Golgi membrane; endoplasmic reticulum membrane. The record is from RefSeq and is a predicted model, not a curated record.
GUCAGCUAAUCGAUGUUAGCUUAGAAAUGAUAAAACUUGUAUUCAAUUUGUGGUUAUAAGUACUAUGUCAUUGCUUUGAAUGACUGAUACCGUUUCGCUGAAUCAAUUUGAGAGAGUUAAAGGCUGCUGUUUGUAAAGUUACAGGGAGCUCUUUGAUGUAGAUUAGGUAGUUAGUCUAGCUAACAUUAGCUAUCUAGCUAGCAAUUGACGUGGAUGCCCAGCUGACGAAGUAACAUCUGCUGCCAGCAGUAGGGAGAACACGUUAACCAAACGGGUUGGCAAACACACAAGAUAUCUAACAAGUAGAUUACUUGUCUUUUUUCAUUUAUUUUUAGGGUCAUCCUACGAUAGAAAAUGGACCUUCCUCACCAUGGACAUAGAGCGACUAAACCAAGAGCUCGCACAGGUCCACCAGCUGGAGACCCCUUGCUUUUUGAUGAUACCAGCUCCGGAGGGCCUCCAAUGUCCAGUCAGGGCUACUACAAUUCAGGGUACAACAUGAGUGGACCCCCUGGUGGUGGUGGGGGUGGCGCUGGCGUGAACAAUUUAUUUGCUGAUCCGAUGGCCAAUGCUGCCAUGAUGUAUGGUUCCUCAAUUGCCAACCAGGGGAAGGAUAUUGUCAAUAAAGAGAUAGGCCGGUUUGUUUCCAUGAACAAGUUGAAGCACUUCUUCGCCGUUGACACCAAAUAUGUAAUGAAGAAACUGAUGCUCCUCAUGUUCCCCUAUACGCAUCAGGACUGGGAAGUGCGAUACCACAGAGAUACUCCCCUGCCUCCCCGACAUGAUGUGAAUGCUCCUGACCUCUACAUACCCUCAAUGGCUUUCAUCACCUACAUUUUGCUAGCUGGGAUGGCCCUUGGAAUCCAGAAAAGGUUCAGUCCAGAGGUGUUGGGGCUGUGUGCCAGCACUGCCCUGGUGUGGAUGGUCAUUGAGGUGUUGGCCAUGUUGUUGAGCUUGUACUUGCUUACCGUGCACUCCGAUCUUUCUACCUUUGAUCUCAUUGCUUACAGUGGAUACAAAUAUGUGGGGAUGAUCUUCACUGUCCUGUGUGGACUCCUCUUUGGCAGUGAUGGCUACUAUGUUGCUUUGGCCUGGAGUUCCUGUGCCCUCAUGUUUUUCAUAGUCCGCUCACUCAAGAUGAAGAUUCUUUCCUCGCUGUCCUCCGACUCCAUGGGUGCUGGAGCAAGCGUCAAGCCCCGCUUCCGCCUUUACAUCACCAUGGCAACUGCUGUUUUUCAGCCAAUCAUCAUUUACUGGCUCACCUCUCACCUGGUCAGGUGACCUGGUAGUGCCCAUCCAUCAGGGUCUGCUAGCAUGGAACUUUCAAUGACCUUUAACAAACUUCAUGGAGUGUCAUUACUACACUUGCCUUUGGCCAUUGUACCAAAAUGGCCUGUAGAUAUUUGCUUGUUGUAGGUUGUUUGUUUUGGGGACUAAAGUGUUGAUAAACUCCUUAAACAAACUCAGACUGAAUAUGGCAUGUAAGGCUAUGGAUGAAUGGAUAGCUCAUUGAAAAAUAUCUUCAGAGUUAUGGGUUUUCACUUCAACAAAAAUGGACCUCUAAGAACCUUUUAAACUCUUUGUCCCUUGGCUGUCUAAUAGUCUAAACAGGCAGACAACCAAAAUGACCAAUGAACGAAUAUUAGGAGAAUGCAAACAGUUUUGGCUUUAUAAAAUACGUAUCUAUAUUGCAACUCCCUGGAUUAACAUUCUGUGCUGAAAUAUUGUGUAUGUCGUGAAGCACACACUUGUAUAACUCCUUUUGUAUUUAUCUGUGCUAUUGGAAGCAUGAACAGCAGUGUUUUUAUUUUUGUAGUAAAACAAAAACAAAAUGAGUGAAUUUUAAACGAAAGCAGUUUAUACAUGUAUGUUUUCAUUUCAGUUGAUGUGUGUGAUGAAGUGAACCUAUUGAGUAAUCCGAUGUUUUGGAUGUAAAGUAAAGAAAAACAUACAAAAAAACUG